ACGAAUUUAAAAUAUGAACGGAUAACUUUAACGGAUAACAGAAUUGAUAUGACAUUUUUUGACUUUAUCAUUUUCCUUUUUCUGAUUAAUCUCGUUCAAGGGCAAACUCCAAGCGGUACAUCAAAUUUUCGAAACUACAGAUUAGAAGUAUUUCAAGGUGGAAAGGGAUAUGAUGAUGCUAAGGCUGUAUGUGAAGGAAGAAAUGCAUGGCUUGUUGAGAUUAAAGAUGAAGAAACUCAAGCUGCAGUGAGACAGUUAACAACCCACAUUAUUUGGAUCGGUUUGCAUUAUGACAGUGGAUGGAAAUGGAACAACAUGGAUUCAUUGAAAUAUACCAAUUGGGCCACUGAUAAUCCCCGAACUGUUGACAUCAAAUGGAAUAACUACUGUGGAGCAUCUAGAACUUCCGAUGGAAAAUGGUAUAACAGUGACUGCAUUCCCGGUUUGCGGUAUGUUUGUCAAUCAGAUUUGACUUGGACCCUUCAUAACAGUAAAUUGGCUUUAACAAUAAUUAGUAGCCCGAAGAAAUCAUUUGCUGAUGCGAGAUCAGCUUGCACUGCAAUUGAAAAAAGCUUAGUUUCCAUUACACCUAAUGCAUUAGAUUCAUUCUUGACGACAAAACUAUCUCAGAAUGGUACGAUGAAUUACUGGACAAGUGGAAGUGAUUCAGAGACAGAAGGCAUUUGGAAAUGGGGAGAUGGAACAACUUUUAGUAAAACUGAUCCAAAUUGGAAGAAGUGGAUAUUUGAGAGAGGUGAGCCAAAUGGGGGAACAAAUGAAAACUGUUUGAUAAAAUAUGCCAAUGCAAAAUAUAAAUGGGUUGAUAUGAGUUGUACAGCAAAAGCUGGUUAUAUCUGUCAGAAGGACGUGAAAUCUGGUAACUGUGGUAGUGAUGUGUGCUUAAAAAAUGGAAGCUGCAAGAUUAAGAAUUCACGGUAUACAUGCACAUGUAAUGCGGGUUAUUUCGGAACAAAAUGCGAAAAAGGCAAGAUUUAA
Molecule: messenger RNA, 996 nt
Organism: Styela clava
Lineage: Eukaryota; Metazoa; Chordata; Ascidiacea; Stolidobranchia; Styelidae
Source: RefSeq, a predicted model, not a curated record